Messenger RNA from Saccostrea cuccullata (small rock oyster), 1782 nucleotides. RefSeq lists its product as uncharacterized. The record is from RefSeq and is a predicted model, not a curated record. Lineage: Eukaryota; Metazoa; Mollusca; Bivalvia; Ostreida; Ostreidae. Bases 12 to 1613 code for a protein of 533 amino acids. The transcript has 2 exons.
CUAGGUUAUAUAUGCUCGGACAGUCUCCCAGUACAGAUGCAGACCAGCUGGCUUACACCAAAACUCGCCUUGAAGAUUUCCCUUGCAGUCAGACCUCUCAUUCUAGCAGCGGCAUCAUACUGCACAACAAGAUUCGAGUUUUCAGCGGAGAUGGCCCUGCCCGACAAUUCGAGUCUGGACAACAGAGAGGGGGAAACUAUGCCUGCAUCUGUGGUGUCCCUGCCAAGGAGCAUCAAAACAUCGAGUGCUGCCUCAGACAGAAACAAAUGUCGCUGGAUGAAAGAAGACUCAUGGUAAUAUCGGGCACGUUAUGGCAGAAGUUAAAGGAGGGCAUCAUUAAUCCUUUUGCCAAUCUAAAAAAGGAAGAGCUUGUUGACGAGUUAGAGGCAAGGGGGGUGGACACAUUUUUGAUGAAAAGAGCUGAACUGCAAGAACAGCUUAAUACCAUCUUGCAUGGAAUACAGAGGCCACCAGCCCUAAUGACAGAAGAUCCUAACUUGACUGGUAGUGAUAUUGGGAUUCCAGAUUACGAGAUACUAGGAUGCGAACCCCUCCUUGAUAUAACAAACGUUGUCCAGAACCUCAUAACAGAACUUCCACAUCACAUAGAAGACAAAAAUGUUAGACAGGAAUUCGAGAAAUUUUACAACACCACUAUUGGAGACAAAAAUCAAAUUAAAGGAUCAGAUGCAAGACUCUAUGCCUUCAAGUUGUCAAAAUUUACUGAAACAAAAUUCCAAGAAGGCAAAAUUGAAAAGAGCAUUUCAGACCUGGUUUCCUCCCUUGUAGAAAUCAUCAGAAUUUGUUACAGUCCCAGUCAGAUGCGAACAAAAGGAACAAUUCUUCGGCUUUACAAUCAAUGCUUCAUAUUUGCUGUGCUUCUCAAGAAUACCAUAGGAAUGCCAAAGAAGAUGAAAUCAAGGAAGUUUUAUGGAUCACAUUUUCACAGCUUGACAACUCAUGCACCAGAGGCUUACAGAAUUUUCUGUCUGAGAUCAGUUAUUCCAGAGCAGAAGGAGAGAGGAUUUGGGGAUCUCAGAAGAAUUUCUGAAAACACCAGCAACAGACAGUUGACCUACAUAAUCGACAAUGCUGUGAUGAGAUUCAAUGCUCAGCAGAACGACGACUAUAAAGAGGAUGCUUUGCUUGUCCAGGAAUCCGUUAUAAGUCAGCAAGCGAGACUGUUGCCACCUGCUUCAAAUAGCAUCAUUCCUGCUGACUGGCUUUGUGCAAGGCCUUCCUUAGUUCAAAGUCAUCUGGAGAGAGUUGCAUAUUUUCUGAUUGGUAAGGAUUGGUGGAGGAUUUCAGAUGAUGGCAUGGAGUUUUUUGAAUCGCCUUCAGGAAAAUCUGAUGACAACAUUCCCGAGGCCCAUUUCAGAUCUAGUUCCUUGCUGCAAGAAUACAACCGAGUCAAAGAUAUCUGGAUGACAGUCAUACAGAAGUUUCAAUCUGGACAUUUAAAACUACCAUUCAAUCGCCUGAAGAAGUUCGACAAGAAGGGCAGACUGGAGUUUUGCUAUCCUCCAGAAGGUCCAACUUCUACAGAUGGCAGCAACCAAUCAGAACCCUCAGACAGACAUUUCGUCAACUUGGAACCUACAAAUGGUAUAUAAAUACCAGAAUUUUUAUGACUUUUCCAAAAGAGAAAUAAUCUCACAAAAUCUGGCCUCAUUCUGAAACACCUAUAUGCACCUAUAACACAUCACCCAACCUCUGAAAUUCAUGUUAAUAUGCAAAAGAUUUAAAUAUUUCUUAUCAUAGCAAUAUUUUUAUUUUUCCCUA